Messenger RNA from Ilex paraguariensis (yerba mate), 375 nucleotides. The record is from the annotation of a GenBank genome assembly. Lineage: Eukaryota; Viridiplantae; Streptophyta; Magnoliopsida; Aquifoliales; Aquifoliaceae.
AUGUCGGCGGUGAAACCUUCACAGCCACCGUCUUUCACCUCCGUGUGCACUCUGCAAGGUUCAUUCCUCACUCUCACUAUCGUAAUCAUAGUCUCUUUCACAUCACUCUCUCUCAGAUACCUCCAUUCCCCCGCUCUCCAAUCCAGCUUGCCUCCUCAGACUUUCUUGCCUAUGAAUACUUCUCAAGUGGUUAGAGAGAAUAAUGUGGAGGAGUUACCAGAUGUGUAUCAUUUGCCAGAGAUAUUUAGGUUGACUUAUGUGGAGAUGGUGAGGAGAUUCAAAGUUUAUAUCUACCUAGAUGGUGAUCCAAAUACGUUCUAUCAGACGCCGAGGAAGCUUACAGGAAAGUAUGGAAGCGAGGGAUAUUUCUUUUAG